Nothoprocta perdicaria is the source of this 1875-nucleotide messenger RNA. RefSeq names its product RAB39B, member RAS oncogene family (gene RAB39B). NCBI's taxonomy places the organism in Eukaryota, Metazoa, Chordata, Aves, Tinamiformes, Tinamidae. The transcript has 3 exons. Gene Ontology annotation, molecular function: GTP binding; GTPase activity. The record is from RefSeq and is a predicted model, not a curated record. Gene Ontology annotation, biological process: Rab protein signal transduction. Bases 8 to 622 code for a protein of 204 amino acids. Gene Ontology annotation, cellular component: Golgi membrane.
CGGCACCAUGGAGGCCAUCUGGCUCUACCAGUUCCGCCUCAUCGUCAUCGGCGACUCCACGGUGGGCAAGUCGUGCCUCAUCCGGCGCUUCACCGAGGGCCGCUUCGCCCAGAUCUCCGACCCCACCGUGGGCGUGGACUUCUUCUCGCGCCUCGUGGAGAUCGAGCCGGGCAAGCGCAUCAAGCUGCAGAUCUGGGACACGGCCGGGCAGGAGCGGUUCCGGUCCAUCACCAGAGCCUACUACAGGAACUCGGUUGGCGGACUCCUCCUCUUUGACAUUACAAACCGCAGGUCCUUCCAGAACGUCCAUGAGUGGCUAGAGGAGACAAAAGUGCACGUCCAGCCGUACCAGAUUGUCUUUGUUUUGGUAGGUCACAAGUGCGACCUCGACACCCAUCGGCAGGUCACGCGGCACGAGGCUGAGAAGCUGGCUGCUGCAUAUGGUAAGCAAAGCUGGAGAAGAUUGAUGCAGAGAGAGCCACGAGAGCUUGGCUACCGUGGGCUCUCUGCCUGCACCUUCUGCUGCUGCCAGUGGAGAGCACAAGGUCUCUUCGAAUCAGGACCAUUAGUCUUGUUUAGACUAAUGCCAGGACAAGCAGGUAGAAAAGGGUCAGUUCCUUAACUCCUUGAAUGAAAGGUAGGCAAACAACCACUUCAACCUCUCAGGGUGCAGCUCUGCUCAAGAGGUGUCUUUUGGAUUGUUCAGCUGAAGGCAGAUACUGGCCUAAAGGGUGAGCUUGUGUGCUGCAUUAAAGCCAGUAGAACUUUGGGAUCUAGCAGAGUUUUAGCAAUACUGACAUUUCAUAAGCCUGGCCAGGGGGUGGGGGGAGCAGGGAAGAGCCCAGCUUCUGUGUGCUGUAACUAUCAAGACUUUGUUUAAUGGGUUUGCGACAUUCGCCCUUUCCUGCUCCCAGAGAGAAGUUCCAGAGCACCUAAAUGAGUAAGUGCAUCCAGGCCUUAAGAGUAAAUCUUGACUUUGUAAUACAAGUAUCUUAAUUCUAAACUGGAACAGUGCAGAAGAAAAUGUAUGCAGUUUUAACUACUUAGAUGUAAUAAAUCGUUAUAUUAAAUGAUAGAGAAGUCAUUAUAUACAUCUUUUUCUAACUCCUUGCAUUUUCUAGACAGCUUAUUUAAAAUACAGGAACUGUAGAUUCAUCUGUACAAAAUUUCAGGUGUUUUUUUUUUUUUUUAAGAUGAAGAACUUAAAGGCUAUGCUAAGAAUUCUUUUCUAACAACUGGUUUUAAUGCUUUGACUUCUAGCGCAAGAGGGAUUUAGGGAAGUCAGAAGGUGACACCUUUCACAGGAUAAAGGUCAGGAGCUCUUUUACUCUAGGACAAAAAAAAAAAAAAAAAAAAAAAAAAAGCUAACUUUGUGGUCUUUACCACACAUAAAAACAAUCUGCAUGUUUGAUGACUGAAAUUGCUCAGAACCUCUAGAGUAAAGCUAUACUAUACGCCUUUCCUCGCUUUCUGUUAUGCACUGUAAUGAAAUGUAAAAAUAAUGCUGUAUUUAGCUGUAUGUGACUGAAAAUAUGCUUGUAUUUAGCAUAAUGGUUACUGUGAUAAUGUGAAAUUCAAAACUUGUGAAGAAACUUCAGUGUGUUUUUUUUCCCCCCUUCCCCUUCUUUAUCAGUAGCCACCUAGUACCUGUACUGCAGCAACCUUAACCUGACAUGGACUAGCUCAACAAUAAACAGCCGAUGCUCUUUGACGCAGUAUCCGCUGUACAUGUUUCCUCAAAAGGCUCUCUGGUCCCAUCUUAAACCAGCUUUCUCAGUGUCACAGGAGCAGCACCGCUUCUGCACUGACCACACUGACCUCGUGUUCUUACAGGAAUGAAGCUUUAACUCUGAAGACAGAUCAACACUGGACAGA